This is a messenger RNA of Anolis sagrei ordinatus, 1531 nucleotides long. Lineage: Eukaryota; Metazoa; Chordata; Lepidosauria; Squamata; Anolidae. The record is from RefSeq and is a predicted model, not a curated record.
UGCAAGUCUGUGCCGUGCUGCUGGAGAUCCUCAUGAUGGCAAAAGCAGAAUGCGGCCCUAUGGACCCCAUGGACCCCAGUGUGAGCAGCAGCCGACCCAGCAUACUGGACAUCAUCCAGAAGAAGCGAGAUGGCAAGAAGCUGCAGGAGGAGGAAAUUGCCUAUUUUGUGAAGGCUGUGACCCAAGGAGAGUUGCAAGAUGUGCAAAUUGGAGCGAUGCUGAUGGCCACCUGGCUGAAGGGCAUGGAGCCAGAGGAGACGCUGGCGCUGACCCGGGAGAUGGCUACUUCAGGGAGGGUCCUUAAGUGGCCGGAGGAAUGGCGGGGGCUGCUGGUGGACAAGCACUCCACGGGGGGUGUGGGGGACAAGGUCAGCCUGCCCCUGGCCCCUGCCUUGGCUGCCUGCGGGUGCAAGGUGCCCAUGAUCAGUGGGAGAGGCCUGGGCCAUACUGGAGGCACACUGGACAAGCUGGAGUCCAUCCCCGGUUUCAGAGUCUCCCAGAGUCCAGAACAGAUGAAGGAGAUCCUGGAGAAGGUCGGCUGUUGCAUUGUGGAGCAGAGCCAGGAGCUGGUCCCGGCAGACAAAAUCCUCUAUGCCCUGAGGGAUGCCACGGCCACCGUGGACAGCGUGCCUCUCGCCACCAGUUCCAUCCUGGGGAAGAAGGUGGCUGAGAACCUCACUGCUUUGGUGCUGGAUGUGAAGAUUGGGAGUGGCGCCUUCUUCCCGACCCUUGAGAGUGCCCAGCAACUGGCAGACAGCUUGGUGUCGGUCGGGACCCAGCUGGGAAUAAACACUGUUGCGGUCUUCAGCAAGAUGGACAGCCCUCUUGGGCGUCGGGUGGGCAAUUCCUUGGAGGUGCUUGAGGCCCUGGAGUGCCUGGAUGGAGGGGGGCCCAAGGACGUCCGGGAGCUGGUGACCACGUUAGGAGGAACCUUGUUAURGCAAUGUGRGAGAGCUCCCUCUGUGUCUCAGGGCUCUGCUCGCAUCGCCAAAGCCUUKGAUGAUGGCUCAGCCCUGGGUGCCUUCCAAGCCAUGCUGGAGGCCCAAGGCGUGGGCUCCAACACAGCUAAGGCCCUCUGCAAUGGAACGGAAGAGCAGAGACUCCAGGUGCUGGGAAGGGCUCGGUUCCAGGUCGCGCUGGUGGCUCCAUGCGAUGGUAAGAAGGACAGAGAAGGGCCAUGUCAGACCCUCUGACAACAAUGUGACCUGUUUCUCUCAUUGGUGAGAAUGUGGACCCAAAAUGUCUUGCUGUUGAUAGACAUAUAGAGUUGGAAGCGAUGCCCAAAGGCCAUCCAGUUCUAGCUCCUACUGCCAUGCAGGAACAUGCAAUCCAAAUCCUUCCAACAGAUGACUUACAAGCCUCCAAAGACGGAGACUCCACUGGACUCAAAUGCUGCAGUAUUUUCUACAGUCAAAAAGCUCUUACUGUCCCAAAGUUCUUCCUAAUGUUAGAUGGAAUCCCUUUUCCUGGCAUCUAGAUGCAUGGCUCCGUUGUCUACUAUAGCAAACUUUUGUAUCGUUACCCCAAUACC